Molecule: messenger RNA, 1653 nt
Organism: Trichoderma virens Gv29-8
Lineage: Eukaryota; Fungi; Ascomycota; Sordariomycetes; Hypocreales; Hypocreaceae
Exons: 1
Coding region: 1-1653 (550 amino acids)
Source: RefSeq, a predicted model, not a curated record
AUGGCCCCAAGAUUAAUAACCCGGAGGAUUCUAUUGCAUCCCACAGUCUCCCGCCCGCGAUGCCUCCGAAGCUUUGCGAACCAGUCUCGCCUCACCACCACAACUAACCGAUCACGACCGAUCCUACCAUUUCUCUUCAUCCCCAGAUCAAGUCCGAAUUCAGUACGGCGCUUCACGUCGGAGCGACAGCGAUGGUGGAAACAUGAGGCGAAGCUUGUGGUGCGCUACACCCUCACGCUGUGGGGAGCCGUCAUAUGCGUCUUGACUAUUUUCUUCGCAAUCAACGAGGAGAUUGUGGAGCGAGAGUUUCCGACGCCGCACGAGUGGCACUACUUGACGAGGAAGUUUCUACGGGAUGCAAAUAACUUCAAGGACCCCAAGAAUGGCGAGAUCAACUGGGCAAGGGCGCUGGAGCUGUCGCGGGGAGUCGUUAUUCGAUUGGAGGAUGUCAAGACGGGUGGACAGGAUGUAGUGAAGCUCUCGGAUAUAGUCGACCUGACGCUGGAAGUGCCCGGCGAGUUUAUCGCCUGCGACAUUUCAGCGAAAUCUGAGGAAUGGCGAAGGGGCUACUUCGAGGCCAUCAUGCUGGCCGCCAAAGCCGCAGAGCACGUCGACGGCUGGCAGAGAGAUAUAACACGCAACAUUGUAACGCCUCCCGAGUUCGUUAUUGGACCGUCAAAUCCUCAUCCAACCCCAAUCCCGCCUGGCAACCCGUCAGCUCCUCGUGAAGAAGACUGCGAAACCGCAUAUCCGUCUGCCGACAACUGGUACACUAAGAUCCUUGCGACCAAGGGCUUAAGCCCACGACAGAAAAUGGAAGCUUCCCUGGAAUACGCCAGCUUCAUGGAGUUUAAGAACAAUCCCGAGGGCGCUGAAUCUCUCUACAAACUUGCGCUCGCAGAAGCAACUUCUGGCAUAGACCCAAAGAAGCUGCCCUAUGACCCGAGGACCCUGAUUCUCAAGGAACGCGCUGGACCACCCUCGAUGAACGUCCUCGACGCUCUCACAGCCACGGCCAACCACAUAGCUCGCAAGGGAGACAUCUCCUCCGCCCUACCAAUCUACCUCUCCAUCCUCAAAGCCCGCCGCUCCCUAUCCGACGACCCUCCUCGCACAACAUCUUCCAAACCCAAGGUUGAAUCCUUCUCUCAGCAGAUACUCAAAUUCUUCGCCCCGCCGGAAUACCCCCCACCCCCUCCCGACGGCACACAACCCCCCUGGCGAAGCACCCUAGAACGCUGCCAGGAAGCCGCCCUGAAUCUUUACAUCGGAGAGAUCCUCUACGCCACAGGAUCGAGAGACGAGGGUUUGGCCUGGACUAGAGACGGAGUGGAUUUGGCAGAGGAGCAGCUCCGAAGUCCUAAACUAAGCCAGGACGCCCGCGAGACGAAAUCAACGUGCAGGAAUUGUCUGUCUACUGGAUUAGACAACUGGUCCAUCAUGGUAUCAAGAUUGGCAAAGGAAGAGAAGGAGAAGAAGGCGACGGGAUCUCAGACGUCCAUGUUCUCCUUCUGGAGCGGACCGUCACAAGAGACGGAAGGCCGCUGGGAAGCUGAGGAGGUGGUGAUUCAAGACCGCGUUAAGCGGACACGGGAGUUGUUGGAGGAUAUUCAGGCACCAAAGCCCGGUAUUGUGUCAUUUUUCAAGGUAUAA